Messenger RNA from Dovyalis caffra, 1761 nucleotides. Lineage: Eukaryota; Viridiplantae; Streptophyta; Magnoliopsida; Malpighiales; Salicaceae. The record is from the annotation of a GenBank genome assembly.
AUGGAUGUUAUCUUGUCUGGAUCUUUGAGAAUAAAUGCCAUGCCUUGUCGGUACAAGUUGGCUUAUGUCAUUUCGAUCGAUGUUAUGGUGAUGAAGCACCUUUUAAAGUUCAAUGGGCAUCAAGAUAGGAAUCUGGUGGAUGGUAGUGGACGUGCCCUUUAUGCCUUUCUUGCCUUACUCAUCUUUCUCCACAAAAAGAAAAUUGGUUGGCUUUCAUUCUUCCCCUUUCAUGAUACAGGAAAGGGAGUGUCGUUGGGUUUUGUGGAGAGUAAAGGGAGUGUUACUGUGAUGGGGAAGGGUUCAAAGAUCAAUUGUAAGUCAGCAUCUCAUAAACUUUUCAAGGACAAGGCAAAGAAUCGUGUUGAUGAUCUUCAAGGGAUGUUCUUGGAUCUACAAUUUGCAAGGAAAGAAAGCCGCUCAGUUGAUGCGGCUGUCCUUGAAGAGCAAGUUCAUCAGAUGCUUCGUGAAUGGAAAUCUGAACUUAACGAGCCCUCUCCAGCAUCUUCUUUGCAACAAGGUGGUAGUCUUGGGUCAUUCUCGACGGACAUAUGCAGGCUGCUGCAGCUUUGUGAGGAAGAAGAUGAUGCCACUAGCACAUUAGCAGCGCCGAAGCCAGAACCUAAUGAUCAGAGCUUGCAAGUUGGAGAUAAUGUGGUCUUUCAAGAGGGAUAUGGUGUCAAUCAUGGUCAGCAAGAGCAUGUCUUCCCAUUUGUUGAUCAAUGCAAAGACUCCCCUUCAGGAGUUCGUAGCAUGGUGACCAAUAACAUAGAAGGAGCUGCACAGUUGGAAUACCAUCAGUUUGAUUUGCCAGAGAAUUUCGAGCAGAACUUCUACGCCGGUUUUAAUUGCACAGAUUUGGGUGAGGAGGAUGGUAUGCAUCAUGUUUCUAGCUAUCUGUCAAGCAUGUGUCCUCCGCCUUCUGCUUUCUUAGGCCCAAAAUGUGCCCUUUGGGAUUGUCCAAGGCCUGCUCUAGGAGGGUUGGAAUGGUGUCAGGACUAUUGUAGCAGCUUUCAUCAUGCCCUAGCAUUGAAUGAAGGGCCUCCUGGAAUGAGUCCUGUUCUGAGGCCUGGAGGAAUUGGCCUGAAAGAUGGUCUUCUAUUUUCUGCCCUUAGUGCAAAGGCUGAAGGAAAAGAUGUUGGUAUCCCAGAAUGUGAGGGAGCUGCAACUGCAAAGUCCCCAUGGAAUGCACCUGAGCUCUUUGAUCUUUUGGUUCUCGAGGGUGAAACAAUUAGGGAAUGGCUCUUUUUUGAUAAACCUCGCAGAGCAUUUGAAAGUGGGAACAGAAAGCAAAGGUCAUUGCCUGAUUACACUGGCCGUGGUUGGCAUGAAUCAAGGAAGCAAGUUAUGAAUGAAUUUGGAGGGUUGAAGAGAUCAUAUUACAUGGAUCCACAACCACUGAACAAUUUUGAGUGGCAUCUUUACGAAUAUGAAAUCAACAAGUGUGAUGCUUGUGCGUUAUAUAGAUUGGAAUUAAAGGCUGUUGAUGGAAAGAAGAGUGCUAAGGGGAAACUAGCAAAUGAAUCAGUUGCUGAUCUGCAGAAGCAGAUGGGAAGACUCACUGCUGAGUUUCCCUCAGACAACAAGCGUGCUGUUAAAGUACGGACCAAAGUGAAUGCUAAGGUCAGCGUUGGAAAUGUUUAUUCAGGUUCAACUCGGGUGGCACCAACCAAUGAAACAUAUGACUAUGGGCCAGGUCCGCAUUAUGAUUAUCUCGUUGAGAAUCUAGAAGACUACUACCUCCCACAGUUUAAGAAACCAUGA